AACUACACUUUCUUUUGUAGCUUUGCCAAUUUGAGAAUUUACCCACAUGGAUUGGUGUUGCUGGACCUUCAGAGUUACGACAGUGAUGUGCAAGGCAAACAGGAAACUGACAGUCUUUUGAACAAAAUAGAAGAAAAGAUGAAAGAACUGAGUCAAGACAAUACUGGGCGAGUUAAGCGAUUACCACCCAUAGUCCGAGGAGGGGCCAUUGACAGAUACUGGCCUACUGCUGAUGGGCGCCUGGUUGAGUACGACAUAGAUGAAGUGGUGUAUGAUGAAGAUUCACCUUAUCAGAACAUUAAAAUUCUGCACUCAAAGCAAUUUGGGAAUAUUCUCAUCCUCAGUGGAGACGUUAAUUUGGCAGAGAGUGACUUGGCUUAUACCCGGGCCAUCAUGGGCAGUGGUAAAGAAGAUUACAGUGGCAAAGAUGUACUGAUUCUGGGAGGCGGAGAUGGAGGCAUAUUAUGUGAAAUUGUCAAACUGAAACCAAAGAUGGUCACGAUGGUAGAAAUUGACCAAAUGGUAAUUGAUGGAUGUAAGAAAUACAUGCGAAGAACAUGUGGAGAUGUCUUAGACAAUCUUAAAGGAGACUGCUAUCAGGUUCUCAUAGAGGAUUGUAUUCCAGUACUGAAGAGGUACGCCAAAGAAGGGAGAGAGUUUGAUUAUGUGAUUAACGAUUUGACAGCUGUCCCGAUCUCUACAUCUCCAGAAGAAGAUUCCACAUGGGAGUUUCUCAGACUCAUUCUUGACCUGUCAAUGAAGGUUCUGAAACAAGAUGGGAAGUACUUCACACAGGGGAACUGUGUCAAUUUGACUGAAGCCCUGUCGCUCUAUGAAGAACAGCUGGGGCGCCUGUAUUGUCCUGUGGAAUUUUCAAAAGAGAUUGUCUGUGUCCCUUCAUACUUGGAAUUGUGGGUAUUUUACACUGUUUGGAAGAAAGCUAAGCCUUAAAGAUGAGCAUUCCUUGAAUGAUGCAAGCCAACUUCCUGAUCCCCAUAUGCUGUAUAUUCCAUCAAAUGAGUCAGGCAACUGUUCAUAAAUUUCUUCAAUUGUUUUUUGUUUUUAAUUAUUAUUUUUAAUUUAAAAAAGCCAAUGGGAAAAUGUAUAUUUUGAUGAGCUAGGGUGUUCAUUUUUAAAAGUCAGCCGAAGGACAAUUAGACAGCUCAGCAAAGACUAUGGAAUGCACUGACCCCCUAGAAUGUGAUUUUAGUAUCUUUUUUUUUCUCUGUAUGGGGUUUGGGUUUUAAUUUGGACAUGUGGAGGAAUGAACAUCAUUGUUUUGUUUUGGAGAGAAGUUCCUGAUAGUGUUUCUCCCCCCUCACCCCCAAAUUGACUUAGAUAUUAAAAUUUGGUGCUUUUGAAAGUAAAAAAAAAAUAAAAUAAAAGAGUGAUUAGCAUUGCUUCAAUUAAAAUUACAAAAGAUA
Molecule: messenger RNA, 1424 nt
Organism: Psammomys obesus (fat sand rat)
Lineage: Eukaryota; Metazoa; Chordata; Mammalia; Rodentia; Muridae
Gene: Sms
Product: spermine synthase
Exons: 9
Biological process (GO): spermine biosynthetic process
Molecular function (GO): spermine synthase activity
Source: RefSeq, a predicted model, not a curated record